CCGGCGCCGCGGGGAGCUGCUGCGCAGGAUGCGGCUGGUGCGGGGCGCGCUGCGGGCCUGGCGGGACAGCUUCGACUGCGGGGGUCGCAGCGUGGCCAUGUGGUUCCCCGGGCACAUGGCCAAAGGACUCCGGCAGAUGAAGGGGAAGCUGCAAAAGGUGGACUGCCUCGUCGAGGUGCACGAUGCCCGCAUCCCGUUCUCGGGCCGGAACCCUGUCUUCCAGGAAGCCUUGGGAGUCAGACCUCACCUUCUCCUACUGAACAAAAUGGACCUGGCUGAUUUAAAGGAGAAAUCCAGAAUCCUGGAGCAGCUGAAACAGGAAGGCCUCAAAAAUGUCAUCUUCACAGACUGUGAGAGAGAGGAAAAUAUCAAGGAGGUAGUUCCCCUCAUCACGGAGCUGGUCAGCAGCAACCAGCGCUACCAAAGAGCUGAGAAUGUGGAGUACUGCAUCAUGGUGAUUGGGGUGCCAAACGUGGGAAAAUCCUCACUCAUCAAUGCCCUGCGGAGGCUGCAUCUCAAGAAGGGGAAGGCAUCUCAAGUUGGUGGUGAGCCAGGGAUCACCAAGGCUGUGCUUACCAAAAUCCAGGUCUCAGAGAGGCCCGUGAUGUACUUGAUAGACACCCCAGGGGUGCUGUCUCCAAGAAUAGGGAGUGUGGAGACUGGCUUGAAGCUGGCACUAUGUGGGACAAUCCGGGACUACCUGGUUGGGGAGGAUGUCAUGGCUGACUAUCUGCUGUACAACCUGAACAAGCACCAGCUGUUCAAGUACGUGGAGCGCUAUGGGUUGGAUGCGCCCUGCGAUGACAUUGAGAGCGUCCUUAAGCGAGUGGCACUGAAGCUGGGCAAGACUCGUAAAGUGAAGGUGCUCACAGGGACAGGGGAUGUGAAUGUGAUUGCACCUGACUACAAUGCAGCUGGUUAUGAGUUCGUGCGCACCUUCCGAAAGGGGGAGCUGGGUAAAGUGAUGUUGGACUGAGACCCUGUACCCUACCCAGCUCCAUGUACCUGUGUUGGGAUUGGGAAACAAGGGAGGAGAGACAUGCACCUAGCACUGGUGCUGCCUAGGGAGUCUUCUGCAGCUGUCCUUUUCUUCCUUUGGCAGUAGCCCAAGGGCUUCUAUUUUCCAUAAUUGCAAGAAUCACGUGCGUCUCCUCUUGCCUAGGUGGGGUGGCAGCAGGGUAGAUGUUUCUUCUGCUACCCUGGAUGGAACUGUGGAUAUUCCAGACCAUUUCCCUCCUUAUAUAUGUGGCUGCAGACCUCAUCACUAUGGAAUUCUGGUUUCCUCUGUUAAAAGAUCCAAACUUCUAAUAAACAUCCAAAAUCAAACGCCAAAAUAUAUAGCUAUUUUGAAAUACAUGGAUUUUGAAAAUCCACAUUUUUUCACAACAUUAAAAUGAAACACCACUGUAUUUAUGGGUAUCAGUUGAACACAGAACUCCCUCUGCCCCCUUCCCUCGCUAGGAUGCAGGUCCAGCUGUGGCUCUUCCCACUGCUGCUUUGUGGUGCUGAGAAACCCUGAUAUGCCCUGAUAACCCAAGCCCCCCAUCCCCAUCAGUGCCCCGCAGUGUGUGGGUCUGGGGGAGUUGUGGGGGCAGGAAAGGUGACUGACCAUAAGCAGUGCUAUAGGUGACGUGGGGACGUGAGGCCCCCCCGGUUUCUGCGCCCACAGUGGAGAACAGGGCUGCAGCCUGGCCAGACCAGCACCAGGCAUGGGCUGCCUUCAUGGCCCAACAGGCAGAGCCUGGUAUGGGAAGGUGGCAUGGGGUGGCGAGACUCAUUGCUGCCACCACUACGAGCCCUGUGCCAGCUGCGCCACCAUGGUGAGGUGCCCAUUGCCUGCCCCUGCAGUUGGGGGACACAAGCUGCACCCACUGUGGCGGCAGGCAGGGGGCAUCAUACCAGCUGUUGUGGGGCUUGUGACAGCGGUAGCAGCAAGUCUCACCACCCUGCUCUGUCCUGUGCUGGGUCCCAACCUCUGGCCUGCAGGGGUACGUAGCUCCUGCCUAGUGCUAGUCCAGCCAGGCUACAGCCCCAUGCCCCACUGUGGGUGCCAAAAUUUGGGGUACAUGCCCUCCUCCCCAUGCCCUCCAAUGCAUUACCUCUGGCACCUGAGCACACGGCAGUGGGGAGCUGCCUCCCCCAGCAGCACCACCAGCCCCAGCUACCAACCCUGGCCCACUCCCUCCCUCACCGUGUGGGUGCAGUGUGAGCUGCUGCCUCCAUCUUGCCACAAGUUGUGCCCCCCUACCCCCAUAGACUUGCUUGAAGACAGCUGCUGGAACUGCUCUCCAUCACACUGUCUGAGACUGUAUUGUUGGCCUCUUGCACAUCGCUCUUCUCCCACUACCCCCAGCCCCAAACAACUCCUUGCAGGCUGGAACUCUGCCAGCUUGCAAAAGGAAACCCAUGGGGUUCCUGCAUUUUUCUCCUUUAGAAGAGAAAAUCACACAUUUUCCCUUUAAAGGGGAAAGUUUGCAUUUUUUCCGCAGCAAAUGAGAAACCCAGUUCUAUGCUCAUCACCUGCCUUGGGCCCCAGUAGCCACAUUGUUUCACUGCCCCUAAAUCCUGAAUUUCAGCUGAGGCAAGGUCUAAUAGUGCUGAAUAGGCCUUUGGAUGGCUAAGGCCUAAUUGGAAACAAAGCACUGUAUCCAUAUAGGAGUCCUGUUCUGUUUGGACCAUUGCCACCUGCGGGAUGGGCCUGUCCUCCCCUUCUGUGAAUGAGCAGAGGAUGCCCUUUGAGGGCCCUUGGGAAGUGUAGCAUGAGUUCUAUUCCUAUGUUGGGAAUUGUGCUGUCUAUGCACAACUGUUUGGGCUUCAUGUCCUUGCUAUGCGGCCAAAGGCCUGUUGGUCCUGAGGCUGGAGCAGGGUCACAGCUUUUCCUGAGACAAAAAUGGAAGGUUUUAAGUUGUUUUUUUAAAAUAAAAUUUUAGCCCAGCCUUGGGCUUGCUACUCUGGUUUAACAUUAAACUGGACUCUGUUCUUUCA
Messenger RNA from Alligator mississippiensis (American alligator), 2985 nucleotides. It is a transcript of the gene MTG1, whose product is annotated as mitochondrial ribosome associated GTPase 1. Lineage: Eukaryota; Metazoa; Chordata; Crocodylia; Alligatoridae. The coding region runs from base 29 to 976 and encodes 315 amino acids. The record is from RefSeq and is a predicted model, not a curated record. Gene Ontology annotation, cellular component: mitochondrion. Gene Ontology annotation, molecular function: GTP binding; GTPase activity. The transcript has 11 exons.